Molecule: messenger RNA, 1578 nt
Organism: Symbiodinium sp. CCMP2592
Lineage: Eukaryota; Dinophyceae; Suessiales; Symbiodiniaceae
Source: the annotation of a GenBank genome assembly
AUGUGUUUGGUCAAAUUCAAAGACGCGCGCCUGGCUGCAAGAAUUAGUAAGUUGGUGCGGCAGACAAGUUGGGAAGAAGGUCUUUCACUAGCACUUGGCCGACUGAAGUAUCAUGAGGCCGCUGGAAUGCCCGCGCCCGUGCCCAACGACCCGAGACUGUCUCCUCGACUUUUGGUCAUGUCAUCCGGCAUCAGUGCCCUUUCUCAGGCAUCGGCCUGGACGAAAGCAUUGAGCCUGCUCUCUGCGUCCAGAAAGUAUCAGGUGCUUCCAGAUGUCGUUCUUUACAAUGCGACAGCCGCGGCAUGCGAUCGCGCAUCUCAUUGGCAGUGGUCGCUUCAACUUUUCGAUCGCAUGCAUGGAGGCAGACUCCAUACCGACUCAACGAGCCUUAAUGUGCUGAUCAGCGCGUGUGGCCGCGCAUCUCGGUGGGAGCUGGCGCUGGCCUUUACAGUUGGUGCUUGCAAGUUACAAGGGCAACCCCAGCUAGAUGCGCUUGGCGAAGCCAAAGGGGUCGGAGCAGCCAUUGACGCGUUAGGUCGAGCUGGGCAGUGGCGCAUUGCUCUGUCCCUGUUGGACGAAGUGCGAACCAGAAGCGUAGCGAGCAUAGGAUGUUUCAAUGCCGCCAUUGCAGCAGCCGCUCGGAGCGGCCAGUGGCUUCAGGCUUCACAGUGCUUGGAAGCCGUCCAUCGCCUCCGCCUGACCCCAACGGCAAUCACCAAAGGAGCAGAGAUCCACGUCCUGGGUUUGGGCGACAAGGGGAAGGGCCCGAGAGGUUUGGGCUGGCAAGGUUGCCUCGCUGCACUCCUCCAGCCAAACCCGUUUCUGAACCUUCAUGUGCUGAAUGCAUCGCUCAGCAGCUGUGGACGGGCUCGUCGCUGGGAGCUCGUGCACUCAUUGCUGCAGCUGAUGCCCAUUCUGGUUAUCGUCCCAGAUGCGUUGAGUGCAUCAGCCGUGGUCUCUUCAUGUGCUUCCUCAUUCAAGUGGGAGCAUGCCUUGGAACUUCGUCCAAGGGAGUCAGAUUGGAAAAGCCUCGGUCUGGAGCUUUCAGCAUCACGCUCCAUCUUUGUCUGUUUACCACAUGUAGCAUGCAGGUGGAUGCGAUGCUUGCUGCGUCAGAUGGUUUCACUGUUGCAAAGUGCACCGAGAACCGAGCAAGAGUUUGGGGCAUGUUUGCUUGCGUGGGACACUUUGAAGUCGUACAAUCCAGAGCUGUCUGCUGGGAAUGCGUGGCGGCACAAAGAGUAUUUUGACCGGCUGCACGACCGACGGAUUGCUUCUCCGGCAUUUACCUGUCUUGGGACCCAGUGCGGAAGGCCAAAGGCAGCUGAUUCAAGCGCAGCCCUUUCGGGUCUUGCCGUCCUCGAGCGGGUUCAUGACUUAGGGCCAGAACUGUCUAAGACCGCACUGGAGGUCAGCGGUGCAAGAAGCAUGUAUGUCCUCGUGUUGCCUGCUCGAAAAAGGAUUCUUUGCGUGCUCCCAACAUGGCAUCUGCAUCUUCGUAGAACCCGGGUGCUGUUGAACGCUUUUCUGGAAUUGCCAACUUGCGAAUCUUCACAUUGCCCAUCUGUUGCCAGCUGA